Caenorhabditis auriculariae is the source of this 4348-nucleotide messenger RNA. NCBI's taxonomy places the organism in Eukaryota, Metazoa, Nematoda, Chromadorea, Rhabditida, Rhabditidae. The record is from the annotation of a GenBank genome assembly.
AUGAUCCAUGCCGCCGUCGGCGAUCACAACGGCGCUUGUUCCGCCGCUCACUUGCCUCAAAACCUCGUUAUCAUCAAAAUUAACGAUAUGUCGCUGAUUUGUAGCAGGAGCUCGAGGAGACUGACAGAGGCCGUCACUUUUUUGUCGUUUGAUAUGAUUUGACAUCUUGUCAGUGAAGUUCGCGGCUGCUCUUCUGUCCGGGGCGUCAGUUUGCACUUUUGAAGCUGGGUAAAAAGUUUGCUGAAUUUUUGAACUUCUUUCUAUUCUCUUGAGAAGUUGCCAGAGGUUUGUUUUUGGGUUCAAUUUGUGAAUUUAAUUCAAAAUUGAAAGCUGAAAAAAAAGGAAAAAAACUCGAGCAUUCAAAAAUUAUUUCCUCUCCACAUCGCAACAAAGACGUUGAUUUUCAAUCUACGAUUAAAAGUCUUUGAUUGACGUACUCACGGUUUUUUGUUCUUCGUAAGUAACUGAUAACUUCUUGAUAAAUGGUGGUCGUUUGAUUUACUGUUUCAGUAGCCAUUUCGUACAGUUCGGUCAAAAUUUUCCCGAAAUGUGGUAAAAAAAAAGUACAAUUUUCUCCACAAGACCAGUUUUGUUUUUUUUUAUUGAGCUUGAAUGUUUUGAGAAGUUUUCCACGUUCCCGGAAACUUUUCUUCGCAACACGAUGUCUUAGCUGAUAAUGAAACUGACGUUCGGGUUUGUUACGUUGCACACUUUUUGUGAUCUUUGCAAUUUCCAUUUAACAGUUUCUUUCUAAAUUUUUUGAGGAUCUUUAGAAAUAAUACUAGAAGAAAAUGUGAAAACAUUCUUUUUUCUAUCUUGAGUGUGCUAAGGCUGUGAAAAUGUGAAUCGUUCUAAAUUUCUCAAUGGACUUAAUUAUUGAAUUUUUGAAGAUUAAAAAGAUAUCUCUGGCUAAUUUGUGCUUCAAGAAUCGGAUUAUAUGAUUCUGAUGGAAAAUGAGAGAAAAACAAGGAAAUUUGAAGUUAAACUUUUUUUUUUUUGAAAAAAACCCCGAGUUCUUACAGCACCGCCCUGAUUUUAUUCAUGUGCAUUUUUUCGCACCUUCCUAAUUGCCAGAAGUUUCCUACAUCAGCUUCUCCUCUUCGAAAGCCCUUAUGCGAAGUUGCAGAAGUGUGGCGUCUUUUCUGCGCUCUUCUGCGGCAAUUUGAGAUUCCGCGACGGCUCUCAUCCCUUCAUGUGUCGCGAAUCUCCGCCUCACAUUGUUUUGGAUGCUGUAUGAAAAUGAAAAAGCCGUUUUUUGUAGAUCAUUUGCGACAUGUGGACUCAAGUCCUCACUCAAAAAAGCAAAGUUGCGUUUUCUUCAGAAUCCCUCCGAUUGCAAAACGAAGUUAACUUGACGUCGUUUUUUGCCGUUUUGCUUGCUCCUUUUCUUAACGUGCUGCUUUUCCUGUUGUUCGCUUUUUGAAAACUUUAUGACCAUAUAAGGAACCUUUUUCUCAACUUAAUUCGAUUAGUUUUGUCCCGGAUAGAAAAACACCGGAAGCGUUCAAUUUUUUAUGAUUAUAAGGAGUCUCAUAACAUGAUUUAGUUGUUCCGAGUCUUCUUUCCAGUUGAAAACUUGAAUCGCUAGUAAGAGGAUGUUUCGAGUUUUCAAAAAAAAAUUUUUUAACUUUAAAAUAUGAUUUAUUUUUUUACCGUUUACUAGCGACCCGGUUUAAACUUUUCUAAUUUUUUCGCUUUCGUUGUGCUAAUAAAAACGUUUCAUAUUUUUUGUAGCUCUCUAAACUUUCGUUUUCAGCCCGAUGAGCCUCCUGCUCCAGAUUUUAACAUUUUUGGCUUUCUUUUCAGAAGGUAGGUUUUAUAAAUGAAGAAAACGGAAAAAUUGCGAAGUCUUUUGAUUUCAGUUUUCUGCGGCGGAAACAAUGUCGAAUGGGGUUAUUCGGAAAAAGAUGGUCCAGAUUCUUGGAAAGGAAAAUGCCAGGAGGCGUACGGUAGACAGGCAAGUUUAUGAUUGGAAAAAAAAUAUUAUUUUUGGUUUUUUUGACACAACUCAGGAAUUUUUCAGAUCAAUUUAUAAAUAUUAUUUCUCAUGUUAGGUUUGAGUUGGCAAAAAAAUUGACACCAUUAAUUAUUUGUACCGCGGGAAGAGACUAGAAAUCUGAGAAACAAGAAAAAAAAAUUUUUUGAAGAUAUGAGAAUCCAAACAACUUCCUUCUUCAAACGGAAAAGGCUCGAAAAGAAUUAUUUUUCAUUUAAUUCGAAGUUAGUCAUUUUGAGAAGCUUUUUCUGGCUUUCACGAUUUUUCUGCUUUUUAGACUCCUUGCAUUUUUUUGAGUUUUUUUAAACAAAACCUGUUACUUUAAAACAGGAUUGUCACAAAACUCCCGUUUCCAAUCAAAACAAAUAAAAUACAAAUGAUGGGUUGGCCAUGUGGUGGAAACCAACUUGUGGCAGGUGGUUUCAACACGAAUCGUAACUUUUUAGAGCCCAAUUGACAUCCGGGCGACCGACGUCGAUUACACUCCUCUCCAUCGACUUCAUUUCAUCCACUAUGACCAUCCCGGACCUGUAGAUAUUUUCAAUAGCGGAACUUCGGGUGAGGCAGACAGAAAGGAGAAAAAUAUGAAAAUGCUUUGAAAAUUUUGGAAGCUUGGAAAAUUUCUGAGAAGAAACUUCAUUAUUUUUCGAUUUUCAAAAGAUGCUGAAAAAUUUUGCGAAAGAUGAACGAUUGGUCUUCUUCAUUUUGAGUCCUCUUGGUCGCCCGAAAAAUGGCUCUGCGCAGAGUUUCUGCAUCAUUUCAAUGGCGAUUUUUCGAACCAUUUCAUAAAAAAAUAUUUUUCUAAGUUUUCGAAAGACAAAAUAUUUGGCAUUAUCAAUUCAAAAAAAAUUUUGUUUGGUCUCAUUUGAUCUGUUCGUACAUUAGUGAGUUGCAUUAGACAAUUAUCAUAUCACGAAAAAAAAGCCUCGAAAGUGUAUCCUUGAAGUAGCCUUCAAACUUUUUGAGUUAAAGUCCGCUUUCGUGAAUGAAACAUACUAUCCGAAAUGCUCCAAAGACAUUCAAAUAUUAGUAGUCUGAGAACCAAAAAAAAAGCUCUCAGUACUUGAAUAUGUAGAGGAAUGUUUUUCUUGCAUCUUGUAGGGAUUCACGUUGAAUCAAGUAGAAGCUUGAGACUUGCACAACAAUUUGAAAUUCAACAGCUUAUUUAUUAAUGCAGCUUACAAAUUCAAAGGAUGAAUUUCAGUGGUCGUCUCUGGUUUUGGCGACUGGGGGUCAAAACAGCCUAUCGUUCAGGGCGGAGGACUCAAGCACAGGUUUUUUUUUUCGGAAAAAUUCCCACCGUACUGUAGGAUUUGAAAAUACGAAAAAAGUCGAGAAUCGUCAAAAAGGAGUUUGAAUUCAGAUAUAAGUUGGCGCAGUUCCAUCUUCACUGGGGACACCAUGACGCGGUCGGCUCAGAACACACUUUGGGAUCUUUGCAUUAUCCAGCUGAGGUUCGUUUUUCAAAUUGAAAUAAUAGCAUAAAAAUCAAUUCUAUUAAAAAAUUAUAACAUGAUUUGUAGACAAGUAAAAGACAAUUAGUAACACAAGUAAAAAUUUAUUAGGAAAAAUAAUCGAAAUGUGGGAGAAUAUUUCAACUUUUUAAAAACUUUUCUUUGGUAUCUCAAUUUUGAUGACGCUUUUCAGCUUCACUUGGUACAUGUCAGAGAAGGCCUGACGUUAGCAGAAGCUCAAGCACGACCUGACGGUCUUGCCGUCGUCGGCGUCUUUUUGGCCAGGACAAAUGAUCCCAUCGCCAACCGCUUUUCGGCCCUUUCUGAUCACCUUGGGAACAUCGAGUAUGAUGGUAUGUUCUGAUGAGUGGAUCGCCCAAACGAAGGAUAUUUUGAGGCAACCACACAAAACCCGACGGUUUCCGAGUCAAACACAUGCUGCCGUAUGACACUGAAGCCUUCUACCGAUACGAGGGAAGUUUGACGACUCCCACUUGUGACGAAUCCGUUAUUUGGACUCUUCUCGCUGAACCUAUUGCGGUUUCCAAGUUCCAGGUGCAGAUCAUUUUUUAUUUUCUAAAAAAAAAUACCAAAAAAAAAUGUAAACUCCUCGUAAAAAGAUGCAUGAUGUUUUGUAACUGGAGUAGUAUGAAUUUUUCCAGCUUUCUUCGAUUUUUUUCGAGAAAACACCUAAAAUCCGAUUUUUCAGCUGCAAGCCCUACGCAACCUGAAGGGGAAGCAACACGACGCGCGGAAAAACUUCCGGCCGACGCAGCCGCUCAACGGUCGUCGGAUCCAAUACCGUCCGAGCAAACUGGACCGAGCUCUCAUUUGUUCUUCAGCUUUCACUCCUAUUUCCGGACUUCUUUUCCUGGCUGUCUUCUAUUUCCUCUUCUAA